AUGACCGAGACCAUCCUAAUCCUGGGAGGAUCGCUGGCCGGCCUCCAUGUCGCCCAUGCGAUUCUCAAGAAGCGAUCUAAGAAUGUAAAAGUCAUCAUGGUGUCAAAGAACUCGCACUUUUACAUGAACUUGGCCUCUGUCCGGGCCAUUGUCCCCGGUCAAAUCAAGGACGACGAGCUCUUCACGCCUAUUGAAACCGCCCUCUCACGGUACCCUCGAGAAUCAUGGGAUCUCAUCAUCGGAACGGCCGCACACGCCGACUUCGAGAACAAGACAGUCGAGAUCGUUGUCCAUGAUGACAGCACUACCCGCACCAUCUCCUAUGACCAGCUGGUUCUUGCGACCGGCUCCCGCUCCGCCGAUCCCUCCAUGCCAUGGAAGGCCUCGGGCAGCUACAAGGACGCCGUCGCAAGCGUGCACAAGACCGCCGAGCAGGUCCAAGCCGCCCAGCACAUCGUGGUCGCGGGGGCCGGCGGCACAGGCAUCGAGGUGGCCGGCGAGCUGGGCUACGAGUACGGCAAGACGAAGAAUAUUGUGCUGCUGUGUUCCGGCGACAAGCUCGCCAACGGACACGGCAUCGCGACGGACGCCGCCAACGAGCUCAAGAAGCUCAACGUUGCCAUCAAGUACGGCGCCCGCGUGCAAAAGACGCAGCCUACCGCCCAGGGCAAGACGGACGUGGUCCUCUCCGACGGCGAGACCAUCACGACGGACCUCUACCUCCCAACCAUAGGACUGAUCCCCAACACCGAGUACAUCCCCACGCCGUACUGCAACUCCGACCCUAACAGCCGCACCGUGCUCGUCGACGACUACCUGCGGGUGCGGGGCGCUGAGGACGUGUGGGCUUGCGGCGACAUCGUGGGUAAGCCGCGUGCCGGCUUCCUUAUCACGCAGGCGCAGGCAAAGACCGUGGCCAAGAAUAUUGAGGCCGCCCUGGGGGGUGCGAAACCGAGUGUGCACAAGGGCAUGCCGGUGGAUGUUUUCGUGUGCUCCGUCGGCCGCUCCAGAGGUGUGGGCCGGAUGAACAACUCAAUCAAGUUCCCGAGUCUGAUGGUCUGGGCAAUCAAGGGCCGCACGCUGGGGCUGAACUAUGUUGAGAAGUAUAUCGGUGGCAGUAUCGCCUGA
Molecule: messenger RNA, 1128 nt
Organism: Parathielavia appendiculata
Lineage: Eukaryota; Fungi; Ascomycota; Sordariomycetes; Sordariales; Chaetomiaceae
Product: FAD/NAD(P)-binding domain-containing protein
Exons: 2
Coding region: 1-1128 (375 amino acids)
Cellular component (GO): cytoplasm
Molecular function (GO): electron-transferring-flavoprotein dehydrogenase activity; flavin adenine dinucleotide binding
Source: RefSeq, a predicted model, not a curated record